AUGAAUCUACUUUACGAUUAUAAUAUCAUUGACAGGUCAGUCAAAUUUGUGAUAGGCCAUUUGAUGGCAGAUCCAGAUUACAAUUACUUUAACAAUCUUACUGAAAAUCAGUUACAGGAAACGUAUUGGCAGGAACUAAUGGAAACAAACGAACCUGAAGAACUGAUUAAAAUACAAUAUGAAGGAGAUAAAGUGAAAUCUAAGUUCAAUUUGACUCUCGAAAGAAGAAAGCUAAUAUUGUUGAUAUUCAGUUUCCAUAAUAUUUCUCCUGCAAAUUAUUUUAGUUGUUUCAUCAAAGAAUAUAUUACCAGUGAAGAUUAUGAGUUUGAUCUAACCGAUAUCAUUGCAGAAGGUUUUAAGUAUAUCAAUAACGAAGGCUUUAGUUAUAUUGAAACUGAAGUGAAACGUAGAACAACGGAAAGUGAAGAAUUGAUUAUCGAAUCAAUCCAAAAAGCCAUUAAAAGCCUUUUUAGCAUAUCCUGGACUUUGAAGAUUCCAAUCCUGUUAGGAAUCUCAACUGAAAAUGAAUCCACUGGAGCAAUAAAGCUGACUUCAAAAUCAAAGUUUACUUACAUUUCCGGGAAUAUAUUUGAAGAUCAUUUCCAAAUUGAACAGAAUUUUGAUGAAUCAGAUAAUGGUGAAAUCCCAGAUGCGUACUUAGACCUUCUAAUUGCAGAUUUCAAAAUUGAUGCUUAUUUGUUAGCAAAAUUUACUAAUAUUGGGUUUGAAAUAGGACUUUUGGAUGUUGAAACUGAAGCAUCAGUUUCACAUAUUCUUUAUCAAUACGUUCUUAAACAUACAGGGCUUAUAUUAAAUGCAAUUUUUUCUGAAAAGGAAAGACAGAGAACUAUUACUAUGCUACUGAAAUUUGGUAUAGAUCUAAGAAUAAUACCAAACUAUGGAUUUGUUAAGAGUGACAAUAAGACUAAACUAAGUGUUCCGAUUGAAAUUAAGAACGGUAACAUAUUUGAUGCUUACAAAAGCAGAAAGCUGAAUCCGAAGAAGUUUUUAUCAUUAUUCAAUCAGGUUGUAUUCCAGUUAGCUAGUUAUGGUUCAAAUAUAGGUAUCGCAUUAGAUUUGGAAUCAAUAUUUUUAGUCCAAUUGAGAGCUAAUCAGGAUUCAUCAAGAUCAAAAAAUUCUGAUGGUGGUCUGUAUUUCUUGAAUUCCAGAGUUAAAUGCAUGAAACACUUCGAAUCGAAGUAUAACUCUAAGAUUAUUAUUCUUAUUCUCUUACAUAAUACCUUCAAAACCUUAACUAAUGAGGUUGCAGAAUCUAUAAAGAAUAUAAUGAAAAAGUUUAAAUUACCUGAAGAAGAUAAGACUUUGGUGAAACAAUGGCAGCUUGAUUUUUUAAGGUCGGAUUGGAUAUCUAGAUUUCAAAAUUAUGUACUAAAUGAGGAUGGAGAUUACGUUCAUCCUAUUGAGAAAUCAGUUAUCAUUCCAGGAAAAUGUUUUAGAGGCACUGAGAUGAUCAAUUGGAAUACUCCAACAUUAAAGGAAGAAGAUUUUGAAAUUGGCGAAAGCUUGCAUCCAGAAUCGAAAACACUGAGUAACUAUAUAUAUCUUUCCACAGUUUCAAAGGUGAAGUAUAAAGGAGUUCCGAACAAUAAAAAUGGACUUGUGUUGAAAGUUUACAAUCCAAUUAUGAGUCCCCAACAAGGAGUAAUGCCCAAAUACGUAUUUUUAGAAACAUACUCUUGUAUUAUCAGUUCUUAUCUUUUGGAGGUUCAAGCUUAUAACACGGUGAGUCAUGCAAGUCCACUUGGUAUAUCAGAGGAUAAAUCCUCAGUUGAUAACACCUAUCAAGGAGUAAAUUACAUUCCGCACCUUUAUCAAACAGGCUUCUGUGAAUUCAAAAAUGCUGCUGAAUUUCAGGGGAUGUAUUUAUUACAGGAAUUUAUAAAACCAGGAAAAGAAUUGACAGGGGAAGAAUUAUUCGAAAAGGCAUCGAUCGCUUUAACUGACAUCCAUGCUCAUGGUGUCUUGCAUGGUGACGUUCAUCCUGGAAACUUUAUCUAUAACUCAGAAAAGGAUCGUGUAUUCUUUAUUGACUUUGGAUUCCUGCGGAUCCUUAAAUUCAGAAAUUUCAAACCUUCUCAAGAAAAGAGUCUUAAGAUAAAGGAAAUGAUGGAUUUGGCAAAGGCUUGUGGUGUUCGAGGUAAUAAUCAAGUUCAAAAACUUGAAUCUAUUAAAUAG
This is a messenger RNA of Scheffersomyces coipomensis, 2196 nucleotides long. RefSeq lists its product as uncharacterized. NCBI's taxonomy places the organism in Eukaryota, Fungi, Ascomycota, Pichiomycetes, Serinales, Debaryomycetaceae. The coding region runs from base 1 to 2196 and encodes 731 amino acids. The transcript has a single exon. Gene Ontology annotation, biological process: protein phosphorylation. The record is from RefSeq and is a predicted model, not a curated record. Gene Ontology annotation, molecular function: ATP binding; protein kinase activity.